This is a messenger RNA of Tachyglossus aculeatus (Australian echidna), 708 nucleotides long. RefSeq names its product natural killer cells antigen CD94-like. Lineage: Eukaryota; Metazoa; Chordata; Mammalia; Monotremata; Tachyglossidae. The transcript is spliced from 7 exons. The record is from RefSeq and is a predicted model, not a curated record. Bases 85 to 708 code for a protein of 207 amino acids.
UUCACUGCUUCUCAUCCAUCCCUUGGUCUCCAGGGCCUGCCUUCUCAGCCAAAAACCCCUGGAAAAUCCCAUCUCGGAACAGAAAUGAGUGAGCAGAAUGUAGCCUAUGUAGAAAUGAAACCUCCUCAGGAAUCGAAGAGAAGACAUAUAACUCUGGAGACAGAAGAUUCCCUUUCUGCUCCCUGGAGGCUCCUGGCUGGGAUUCUGGGCAUCCUAGGCCUGGGGCUCAUGACAGCUGUGCUAGCACUAGGGAUCCUCAUUGCCAACCAAUCACCUUAUAAAGGAUCUGAGAACCCUUCUUCACAUCCCAGUACCACACUGCAGAGAGGAUGCUACUCUGGCUCUUGCCCAGAGAACUGGAUCUGGAACAGGGGGAACUGUUAUUACCUUUCUGGAGAAAGCCAGAAUUGGUUGGAGAGUCAAACUGCCUGCAGGAACAUGAAUUCCAGUCUCCUGAAGAUUGAUGGAAAUAAAGAGGUGGAAGAUUUUCUGAAACUUCUGGCUUCCCAUUAUUGGAUUGGAUUGUCUCAGAAUGGCACUGAUGGAUCCUGGCUGUGGGAGGACAGAUCUGAACUCUCCCAUGACCUGUUGUCAGUGAAAAGCCAUUUCACAAGGGGAACCUGUGUAUAUUAUGGACUGAACAAUAAAUUUUCAUCUGAAGACUGUCACUAUUUAACAUAUUACAUCUGUGAACAAAGGGCUUUAUAA